CCUCUCUCUGUCUGACCGGCAGCCGGUGUCACCUUGGGGGUCUCUCCGUUCAGUCGGUAACAAGAUGGCAGAAGCAGGGAGGCAAAGGACGUCGCCCAAGGCUGUGAAGUUUCUGUUCGGGGGACUGGCAGGGAUGGGGGCCACGGUGUUUGUGCAGCCGCUGGACCUGGUGAAGAACCGCAUGCAGCUGAGCGGGGCAGGAGCCAAGACCAAGGAAUACAAGACCAGUUUCCACGCAGUCGGCAGCAUUCUGCGCAACGAGGGCCUCCGAGGCAUCUACACCGGUUUAUCGGCCGGGCUGCUGCGCCAGGCCACCUACACCACCACGCGCCUGGGCAUAUACACAAUACUGUUUGAGAAGUUCACAAAGGCUGAUGGGACCCCCCCCAACUUCUUCAUGAAAGCGGCUAUUGGAAUGACUGCUGGGGCCACUGGCGCUUUUGUGGGGACCCCGGCGGAGGUUGCACUGAUCAGAAUGACAGCCGACGGCCGGAUGCCCGUUGAUCAGAGGAGGGGUUACACCAAUGUGUUUAAUGCACUAGUGAGGAUGACGAGGGAGGAGGGAAUAACGACGCUCUGGAGGGGAUGUAUACCCACCAUGGCUCGCGCUGUUGUUGUCAAUGCUGCUCAGCUGGCCUCCUACUCACAAUCCAAACAGUUCCUGCUGGACUCAGGCUACUUUAGGGAUGACAUUCUGUGCCACUUCUGUGCCAGUAUGAUCAGUGGGCUGGUCACAACUGCCGCCUCCAUGCCAGUGGACAUUGCAAAAACCAGGAUACAGAACAUGCGCAUGAUCGAUGGGAAACCCGAGUAUAAGAACGGACUGGACGUACUGGCUAAGGUGGUGCGACACGAGGGCUUCUUCAGCCUGUGGAAGGGCUUCACCCCGUAUUACGCGCGUCUCGGGCCUCACACCGUUCUCACCUUCAUUUUCCUGGAGCAGAUGAACAAAUACUACAAGAAUUUUUUCCUCAGCGGAUAAGAGAUGAACUGGAGACCUUUCUAUGUGACACCAACGGACAACCUGCCCCUUGGGAGACUCCCCUCCUGUUUCCUGGCCCCGCCUCCUCCUGUGACAUUGCGGGACUGCCAUGCAGCUUUCCUGCGUUCCCUCUGCCUCCUCCGGGGGAUUCAAUGGUUAAAUGUGUGUGUGAUUGGCUGGUGAGCUAUUGGGACCUCUGCUCUUACAUAUACUGUAUGCACUAUUGUAUGUGUCUUAAUAGAGAAACCACAUCCCUGGGGGUGCAGGGGUAGGUAUGGGAGUUUUAAAGCUGUUUAUUGGAUCAUGCAAGUACCCCAUAAACCCUCACACACAUAUAUAUAUA
Xenopus laevis (African clawed frog) is the source of this 1325-nucleotide messenger RNA. It is a transcript of the gene slc25a11.S, whose product is annotated as solute carrier family 25 (mitochondrial carrier; oxoglutarate carrier), member 11 S homeolog. Gene Ontology annotation, biological process: transmembrane transport; alpha-ketoglutarate transport. The record is from RefSeq and is marked predicted. Gene Ontology annotation, cellular component: membrane; mitochondrial inner membrane. Lineage: Eukaryota; Metazoa; Chordata; Amphibia; Anura; Pipidae. Gene Ontology annotation, molecular function: alpha-ketoglutarate transmembrane transporter activity.